AUGGCUGUGAUCGGAGGCUCGUGGCUGCCAGUGGAGCUCAUCUAUGCGUUGGCCUACGAUGUCGGCGUCCUGGAGCCGCGAGAUGUGGUGGCGCUGGCGAGGACGUGCAGGGGCGUCCACGCUGUGCUCCUCGGCUCUCCGCUAGCCGGCGACUCGGAUGUACCGUCCGACGAUGUUGCCCGUGCCCUGGUCGACGCAGCUGGCGGAGGCGCCGUGCCCAAAGAUGUGCUAGCGUGGAUCGAUGGCGUGCUGGCUGAGAUGGUGGACGGUGGGGCGUGGAUCGGCUGCGAUUGGGAUGCUCUCGUGGUUGAUGGGGCACGAGCCGGCCUGGCCACCUUUGUGAGUGCGCUACUUGCUUCAGAUGGACAGAGUCAUCUCACUCCGGUGCACCUGGUAGCACUUCGGGCUGCAGCUGCAGCUGAUGCCGCAGAGGUUGUGGAGGCUGUUACUGCUGCCGCCGCGACACGGUCUGCCUUGGAUGUCAAACGAGUGGUGGAGCAGGCGCUGAUGAUGGCGGCAGCACAUGGCGCCGAUCGCACCAUUGCCGCACUGUUGGCCAGAGACGAUUGCCCUUUGCCUGGACCAGUGUCGCCUGUGUGGGGCGAGGCGCUCACAGAGGCCGCGCUUAACGGCCACUCUGACGUCGUAGCUGCGCUGCUUCCCCGGAUCGAUGGCCCAGGCUACAUUGCCAUCGUUCUCGCCGCUGCAGCCGCUGCCACCGAUGCCGAGCACUUUGAUGUUGCCGCCCUCCUCCUUGAUGCUUCAGCCGACCAAGAUCAGCCAGCCUAG
Molecule: messenger RNA, 789 nt
Organism: Thecamonas trahens ATCC 50062
Lineage: Eukaryota; Apusomonadida; Apusomonadidae
Exons: 2
Coding region: 1-789 (262 amino acids)
Source: RefSeq, a predicted model, not a curated record